AUGUGGUUAAAGUUCCCGUCUAGAGAAGAAACAUCCCAAUACAUCAUCCAGGAGGCAAUCCAAAGGGAAUCAAUUGUACAUCUUGUCAAAGGAGAGCUUCUCAUGGCCAAGACCCCCAAUCUACCAUCAGCAGAAUUCCAAAGACUUUAUCUCGCUUUUAUCAACUUGAAGACUCCCAUAGAUUCCAAGAAAGCUUCAUCGUUGAUGAACUUGAUUAUGAAACAUCUGAGUCAUCCAAAAACCCCAGAGAUGGGUGCCUUCGAUGAGGACGCGAACACAGUACGAUUAUUAUUACAUCUUGAGGAAUAUCAUCAGGAGAGCUAUCUACAAUCCAAAGCAUUGAUCAAAACGCAGAAGGUUCAAGAGAAAAUACUUCAGAGUGACAUAAGUUUCCAACUUUCAGAUAGCAGAUUAUCAUCACGCGUCAAACGUCUUUUGAACGAACUUCAAAACACAAAAUUUAUCAAUGAGCAGCAUAUCUUCACGAUAUUUCAAAUCUUGAAACAAGAAAAAAUGUCAGGUCCUCAACUAGGAAGAUUUUUCAGAGCCUUAAAUCUUGUCUUCAACGGAAACAAGGUGAUGUAUCAGCACUUUGAUCACCAACUGAAUGAAUAUCCCGAAAUUGUUUCAAAGCUUUUGAAAAUGUUGAUAAAGCACGAAUAUCGUGCAGCAAAGAAGUAUAGAAGUUCUCUUGUAGAGGCUUUGAUAUCCAAAGGAGUGCUUUCAGAAAGUGAUACUGCUGAAGAUUCCGAAAACUUGCGCGGAUCGUUCAAACAACCUCUCCUCACGAGUAUGUUGUAUGUGAUCUUCAAGAAGAUGUCGUUGUAUGAGGUGAUCACUUGUCUUGAUCGGAAAGAAAUGUUGACCAUGGGGAUGAGCAAAGGUAGCAAAACUUAUCACCUGGGCAAGAUGUACCAGCUUCAAGACGUGAUUUUAGCUUUUGUAACACUUAUUGCAUUACGUUCAAAAAUGGUAUCCAUAGUUUUAAAAUUGGAGAAGAUGAUGAAACAUGUGAUCAAUUAUAUCUACAUGAGCACAUUAAAUUACAGAACUGUGCCCUCGAUGCUCUGUAAUGAUGAAGCUGAGGUCCUAGCUUGGAGCAAAUAUGCCGGGAAUGCCGUAGUUUUGACAAGGGCUGAGGUGACUUGA
Messenger RNA from Melampsora larici-populina 98AG31, 1149 nucleotides. RefSeq lists its product as uncharacterized. The coding region runs from base 1 to 1149 and encodes 382 amino acids. The transcript has 5 exons. The record is from RefSeq and is a predicted model, not a curated record. Lineage: Eukaryota; Fungi; Basidiomycota; Pucciniomycetes; Pucciniales; Melampsoraceae.